Molecule: messenger RNA, 1803 nt
Organism: Danio aesculapii
Lineage: Eukaryota; Metazoa; Chordata; Actinopteri; Cypriniformes; Danionidae
Gene: l2hgdh
Product: L-2-hydroxyglutarate dehydrogenase
Exons: 10
Coding region: 146-1504 (452 amino acids)
Molecular function (GO): (S)-2-hydroxy-acid oxidase activity; (S)-2-hydroxyglutarate dehydrogenase activity
Source: RefSeq, a predicted model, not a curated record
AGCGAGUGUACGUCAGGGGCGGGGCCUCGAAGGACAGAUUCAGCGCCCUCGCGGAGACAUUCCUUUACCUGAGAAUAAUAAACCGGACUGACCAGCACUAUGGUCACACGGUUAUUAUUGCAAGUGUUUUAGGAAAAGUCCAACUAUGCUUUGUGGAAUAAUGAUGCGAACUUUCGGUAGCGGGUCUGUGUGCGCGCGGUUACUGUCACAGAGAGCAAAGUCUGCAACGUGCAGAGCUGCACAUCACAGCGGCUCAUUCGAUGUGGCCAUUGUUGGUGGAGGGAUUGUUGGGUUGGCGUCCGCCAGAGAGCUGAUCCUCAGGCACCCAAACCUCAGUUUUGCACUCCUGGAGAAAGAGAAAGAGCUUGCUCUCCAUCAGACAGGUCAUAACAGUGGUGUGAUCCACACUGGGAUUUACUACACUCCGGGCUCCCUGAAGGCUCAGCUCUGUGUUCGCGGAGCUACGCUCGCUUAUGAGUACUGCCAGAAAAAAGGGGUUCCUUAUAACAGAUGUGGGAAGCUUAUCGUAGCAGUGGACAGAGAGGAGAUUCCCCGUUUAAAAGCUUUAUAUGAGCGUGGUCAGAAAAACAAUGUACGAGAUCUUCGUCUGAUUGACGCCAAAGCCAUCAGAGAGAAAGAGCCAUACUGCAGGGGCAUCAUGGCAUUGGACUCUCCAUACACAGGGAUUGUUGACUGGCGGGAAGUUGCUCUGGCGUAUGGUAAGGACUUCCAGGAAGCAGGCGGCACCGUGAUGACUGACUUUGAGGCGUCUGACAUGAGUGUGGCAGCAGAGAGCCAAGCCGACAGCACUGACGGGCAGAAAUAUCCCAUCAUUAUCAGAAGCUCACAGGGGAAGGAGGUGCGUUGUGCUUUUGUGUUGGCGUGUGGUGGUCUCUACUCUGACCGCUUGUCUGAAAUGUCUGGAUGUAGUUCAGAGCCUCGUAUCGUUCCCUUCAGAGGAGAUUACCUGGUGCUCAAGCCAGAGAAAAAUUACCUGGUCAGAGGCAACAUCUACCCCGUGCCAAACCCACGAUUCCCAUUUCUCGGAGUCCAUUUCACUCCUCGAAUGGAUGGAAGUGUCUGGCUGGGUCCAAACGCAGUGUUGGCUUUUAAACGAGAGGGAUAUAAACUCUAUGACUUCGAUGCACAAGACUUUGUUAAUGCACUCUCAUACAGUGGUCUGCAGAGACUGGUCAUGAAGAACGUAGUGUAUGGAGUUGGAGAGAUAUAUAGAGGUGUGUUUCCUGGCGCUCAGGUGAAGAUCCUGCAGAAGUUCAUACCCGAACUCAGCCCCAGUGAUGUCAUCAGGGGGCCGUCAGGUGUCCGGGCACAGGCUUUGGAUGCUGAAGGAAACCUGGUGGAUGAUUUUGUGUUUGACAGUGGGAAGGGUGAGCUAGGCAGUCGCAUUCUGCACGUACGUAACGCACCGUCUCCUGCUGCAAGCUCAUCUCUGGCCAUCGCGGAGAUGAUCGCGGAUGAGCUGGAGAAGAGAUUUCAGCUGUAGACGCUCCUCAGAUGAUCCUGCCUUCAUUACUCUUACACACUCAUUCAGAGUGGAAAGCCGUGAUUAGAGCUUUUGUUUUUUACAUUUUAUAGUGUUGGAGAAGUAAUAAUUUAACAAAGAAUUCUGGUGCUCUUUUCUAUUGUGUGUUUCUGGGAAUUAUGCAGAUUUUUGAGAAUGUUGUGUGUUAACAAAUAUGAUGAAUUAUUAGGAAAAAGCAAUAACUGCCUUAAUGUACAAAGGUAGUUGGCGUUUAGAGAAUAUUUUCACUCCAUUACUGGAAUAAAACAAAUUCAACUUCA